Molecule: messenger RNA, 2062 nt
Organism: Acanthisitta chloris (rifleman)
Lineage: Eukaryota; Metazoa; Chordata; Aves; Passeriformes; Acanthisittidae
Gene: NCBP3
Product: chromosome unknown open reading frame, human C17orf85
Exons: 12
Cellular component (GO): nucleus; cytosol
Molecular function (GO): mRNA binding; RNA 7-methylguanosine cap binding
Source: RefSeq, a predicted model, not a curated record
GACACCAGCAGGAGGUACGAAAACAAAGCUGGAAGUUUCAUCACUGGAAUAGAUGUAACCUCUAAGGAAGCUAUUGAGAAGAAAGAACAAAGAGCCAAACGCUUUCAUUUUCGAGCUGAAGUGAAUCUUGCCCAGAGGAAUGUGGCGCUGGAUCGGGACAUGAUGAAGAAAGCAAUUCCUAAAGUGAGACUAGACACGAUUUACAUCUGUGGAGUGGAUGAGAUGAGCACACAGGACAUCUUUGCCUAUUUCAAAGAGUAUCCUCCUGCUCAUAUCGAGUGGUUAGAUGACACAUCAUGUAAUGUGGUUUGGCUUGAUGAAGUAACAGCAACACGAGCUCUAAUAAAUAUGAGUUCCUUGCCUGAUCAGGAGAAAACAAAGAGCAGAGAAAACAAUGAAGAGAAGACAGCUGAAAAAAGCAAGAAAGAAAAACAGGAGUCAAGUUCUGAUGAUGAGACAGAAGAAGGUGAGGUUGAGGAUGACAAUCCAAGUGACGUGGAGUUGGAUGCUCUCUCCCAAGUAGAAGAGGAUUCUCUCCUGCGCAAUGACCUUCGCCCUGCCAAUAAACUGGCUAAAGGAAACAAGCUCUUCAUGAGAUUUGCUACUAAAGAUGACAAAAAGGAACUAGGAGCUGCCAGGAGAAGCCAGUAUUACAUGAAAUAUGGAAAUCCGAAUUAUGGAGGCAUGAAGGGAAUUCUCAGCAAUUCUUGGAAGAGAAGAUACCAUUCCCGGCGCAUCCAUCGGGAUGUGAUAAAGAAAAGGACUCUGAUUGGGGACGAUGUUGGCUUGACUCCUCCCUACAAACAUCGGCACUCAGGCUUAGUGAAUGUUCCCGAAGAGCCUAUUGAGGAGGAAGAAGAGGAGGAGGAGGAUCAGGAUAUGGAUGAAGAUGACAGAGUUGUGGUGGAGUACCGUGAUGAGCUCCAAGCCUUCAAGCAGUGCCGUGAGCGCAGCGCGGCGCGACGGUCGAGUGCCAGCGCUUCUGAUUCCGAUGAGAUGGACUAUGAUCUGGAACUGAAAAUGAUAUCCACACCCUCUCCCAAAAAGAGCAUGAAAAUGACCAUGUAUGCAGAUGAGGUGGAAUCACAACUGAAAAAUAUCAGGAAUUCCAUGAGAGCUGAUAGCAUAGCAACCAGUAACAUCAAAAACAGGAUUGGCAGCAAAGGAUCCUUGGAGAAAGUUGCAGAUGUCAGACUACUGCUAGAAGAGAAACGUCAGAGUAGCACUGGGCCACGGCAGCCAAACAGCACUGUGAAAUCAGAUGUGCGGCAGAGACUGGGCAAAAGGCCUCACUCUCCAGAGACCAAACCUCCAAGCAGCACCUCUGCUCCUCGUCGAGAGCCAAUCUCAGAUGUGCACAGCAGGUUAGGAAUCCCCAAACAGGAUGUGAAAGGUCUCUACUCUGACACCAGAGAGAAGAAAUCAGGUAAUUUAUGGACCCGGUUAGGGUCUGCUCCGAAGACACAAGAAAAGACUUCAGAUAAACCUGAAAACUCUGUGGCCUCUCCAGAGGAAGAUGAUUCAGAGCUGCAGAGGGUUUGGGGUGCUCUCAUUAAGGAAAAAGAACAGUCUCGGCAGAAAAAGAGUCGGUUGGAUAAUUUGCCAUCCCUACAGAUUGAGAUCAGCCGAGAAAGCAGUUCUGGCUCAGACUCUGAAUCUUGAUGGGUUUUACAACCUGAUCCUCAAGAUUGUGACUCUGCAGUGUGGCAAGACUUCUUUGCCCUAAAGCUGGACACUGGCAAAGACUCUGCAGUGAAGGUUCCAGAAGUGUCUCUGUUCCUUUUCUACAACAAGAGAUGCAUAAACCACUUGAAACCUAAAGCAAUCACGUUUGUCCAAGUCUGUGGUUGGCCCUGUGUUAUGUAGGGCAUUGUCCUAUAUGUUUGUUACAGCAAGCCUGUAGUUAGUUCUAGCAAAACACUUUCCCCUGAGCUUUGAACUUAAAAGAAGAGGCAGAAAUGCUCUGUAUUUUUAAGGAGACCUUAUUGUUCUUAAUAUUUUUAUCAUGGAGGCUUUUAACAAAAAUGUUUUACACACUUCAUCCAAAGAACAGAGCAUUUCA